GCCUGCGUUCUUUCUGCGGAGCACUGAGCCCGCGAGGACUACAAAACCCAGAGCGCAUUUCGCCGCAAUAGGAAUUAAAACCAUACCGGGCAACGGGGCUACAAUCUGUCUUUAGUGGCGAGAUAAGCUUAGAAGCUUAGUAAAAGCGGCCGUUUUCAGAAUAACCUUGCCAAAACAAAUUCGGGCUAAGUGGCUAGUCCACAUGAUAUUUGCAACCUUGGCAGCGAAUCGCAAACGCUGCCUUUUAAUUUCUGCACUAGGCUUUUGGAGGACGCCUUGGGAAGCUACAAUCAACCACGAAAGUCAUCCUCAUCCUUUCCUACCUGGCAGGAUUGUUUUUCCGCCUUUCAGCAAGGCUUUUGGUUCACCCAUUUUUCCCCCCGCAAAACAAGGUCUCUUUUCUCGGAAAAACAUGAGCGAAGGUGGCAAACCACAACCGGCAGCUACGGACAAGGAAGAAUUUGUCCAUUUCUUCCCCCAGAUCGUCCGAGACCUGUUGGAAAACGAACUUCACGUCCCUGAAGUGGCCGAUGCCGUCACCAGGCUGAAAAGGGUGAUCGAAUAUAAUGCCGUUGGUGGGAAAUACAACCGCGGGCUAACCGUGGUGGCUGCUCUUCGGGAACUAGCCAAACCAGACCAGCCGGACCCGAAGACUUUCCGCAUUGCCCUCGUUGUGGGCUGGUGUGUUGAACUGCUCCAGGCAUUUUUUUUAAUUACGGAUGAUAUUAUGGACUCUUCUUUGACCCGCCGCGGCCGGCCUUGCUGGUACAGACAGGAAGGGAUCGGCCUGGACGCCAUCAACGAUGCCUUCCUUGUGGAAUCCAGCGUUUACCAGCUGUUGAGGCGACACUGUCGUGAGCAGCCCUACUAUCUGAAUCUAAUGGAGCUUUUCCUCCAGUCGACCUACCAGACCGAGCUGGGCCAGACCUUGGACCUGUUUCAGAUCAAUCUGGAUUCCUUCACGGAAGAAAGGUACAAAGCAAUUGUGAAGCACAAAACGGCAUAUUAUUCCUUUUAUUUACCGGUGGCGGCUGCGAUGUAUAUGGCUGGCAUCGACAGUGAGGAAGAGCACGCUCAUGCCAAGGCCAUCCUUGUCCAGAUGGGGGAAUUUUUUCAAAUCCAGGAUGAUUUCCUCGACAAUUUUGGGGACCCCAAAGUGACCGGCAAGAUAGGAACAGAUAUUCAGGAUAAUAAAUGCAGCUGGUUGGUGGUUCAGAGCCUCAAACUGGCAUCUCCGGAGCAGAGAAAGAUUUUGGAGGAGAAUUACGGCCAAAAGGAAGCGGAGAAAAUUAAUCGUGUGAAGGCUCUUUAUGAGGAACAGGAUCUAAAAGCCGUUUAUAAAAACUACGAAGAAAACAGCUACCAACACAUCAUGGCUUUAAUUGCCCAGCACGCCAUCCAUUUGCCCGGCCAGAUCUUCCUUGAUUUGGCCAACAAAAUCUACAAGAGACAGAAAUAAUUUUUCCAAAGAAAUCUGAAUUUAUUUUUUUUGUAAAAGCUGGGACUAGCGAUAAAAAAACAACAUUUCUUAGACCGGUUGUGAGCUAAUUCAGGAACGGCAGCAGGAACAGGGGAGGGGGAAAAAAGGAAUAUUUUCCUUCGGUUACCCUCUCAAUGGGAUUUUAUUUUAUUUUUCGAUAGGUGUGUUACUUAGGAAGACUUGGUAGAUUUCAUUUUGCUUCAGCGGAGGAAAAUCCAGCCGUAUUUCUAAGGGAUGCAGGCUGCUUUUUCCCCCCAUUUUUUUUUCAUCCUUCCCUAACCUCAAAUGGGGCUGUGGAUCCUUGCCACUAAAGUCGCAGUUGGGGGUGAUUGGAAUUGUACUCCAGGGAUUUUUAGGACGAGAUGCUGCUGGGAUAUUAAUGGUGCCAGUUUUCGAUGCCGGAUGAGACUCACCAUCCAUUAUUAAGAUGAUGCUGUGAGAUCUUUGAAGGGCUGCUUGGAAGACUUUGUACCAAUAAAUUAUUUCAAAUCGGA
This is a messenger RNA of Crotalus tigris (Tiger rattlesnake), 1974 nucleotides long. It is a transcript of the gene FDPS, whose product is annotated as farnesyl diphosphate synthase. Bases 203 to 1459 code for a protein of 418 amino acids. Gene Ontology annotation, cellular component: cytoplasm. Gene Ontology annotation, biological process: trans, trans-farnesyl diphosphate biosynthetic process. Gene Ontology annotation, molecular function: dimethylallyltranstransferase activity; (2E,6E)-farnesyl diphosphate synthase activity. The transcript is spliced from 11 exons. The record is from RefSeq and is a predicted model, not a curated record. NCBI's taxonomy places the organism in Eukaryota, Metazoa, Chordata, Lepidosauria, Squamata, Viperidae.